Trichobilharzia szidati is the source of this 1461-nucleotide messenger RNA. The record is from the annotation of a GenBank genome assembly. Lineage: Eukaryota; Metazoa; Platyhelminthes; Trematoda; Strigeidida; Schistosomatidae.
GAAAACAUCGAUGAACACUAUGAUACAAGGUGGUAAAAAAGAAUUUCGAUGGGAAUCAGGUUACGAGAAAACAUGGAGUGCUAUACGGGAAGAUGAGUCAGGACGUUUAGUUACAACGCUAGAACAAUUAGUACAUGAUGCACAUGCACAAAUACGAAAAAGGCGUAAACGAAUCGGUGUUGGAUCUUUAGGAUUUGUACGUUUAGGAAUGAUGAGACAUUUGUUUCUUAUUGUGGAUCUGUCCCAAGCAAUGAAUGAACAAGAUUUGAAACCGAAUCGCUUAAUUUGUACAAUUAAGGCUGCUUGUGCAUUUGUUCGAGAUUAUUUUGAUCAGAAUCCUAUCAGUCAGUUAGGUAUUAUAGUAACAUCGGAUAGGAAAGCUGAACGGUUAACUGAACUAUCAGGUAAUCCAAGACCACAUCUUGCCGCUUUACAAUCGCUCUAUACACGUACAUGUAUUGGUGAACCAAGUCUUCAGAAUGCUUUAUUAUUAGCUGAAUCAAGAUUAAAGUAUACAAUUCAUCACAAUGAAAUUGUAGUAUUGAUAGCCAGCUUAACUACAUGUGAUCCUGGUGAUAUACAUCAAACAAUUAAAAGUUUAUCAUCUAAUAAUAUACGCUGCUCUGUUAUAUCAUUAGCCGUAGAAGUAUUUGUUUAUCGUGCUCUUGCACAACUUACUCAAGGAACAUUUCAUGUUAUCAUGGAUGAAGUACAUCUAAGGAGUAUUUUAAAAGAUUUAGUUCCUCCUCCAGUGGCCGCUGUUGAAACUGAUGCCAAUCUUAUUCGAAUGGGAUUCCCGCAUUCAGAAACCUUUGAUCUUGAUCGGUUUGCUAUUAAACGUUGUAUGUGUCACCUGUCCAGUAAAUCACUUGUUGAGAAAAAUGACACACAACCACACUAUGCUUGUCCUCGAUGUCAUGCUGCCUAUUGUGAAUUGCCUGUCGAGUGUAAUGUCUGUGGUCUGACACUUGUUGCUGCACCCCAUUUAGCUCGCGCUUAUCAUCAUCUGUUCCCAUUAGAUGUGUUUGAAAUAGUGAGCCCAAGUGAAAAACUACAAGAAAGUGAUAAAAACUUGAAAGAGGCAGAUUCGACUAAUAUUAAUAAACGAGUGUGCACAGCAUGUGAUGUAAUUAUACCAUCUAAAGUUCCUGCCUACAAAUGUCCUAAAUGUCAGUAUACAUUCUGUCAUUCAUGUGACGCUAUUCUACACGAUUCUAUCCAUUCAUGUCCCGGUUGCUUAACUCAACUAAAUAGUGGAGAAGCUUUUAAGACGUUGACAACUUCUGAUAAGGAAUCAAUUAACUAGCCAAAUGCAUUUAUCAGUGCACACGUAUAUUGUGUUUGUAUUCUUUUAAAACAUUCUACCCUUUACUUCAUUAGAUAUUUCAUAUUAUAAGACCGAUGUUUUCUAUAAUGACACAAAAUACAAUAUCAGUUGAUGUAUGACUUUUUUAUUGCAAU